Messenger RNA from Staurois parvus, 625 nucleotides. The record is from the annotation of a GenBank genome assembly. NCBI's taxonomy places the organism in Eukaryota, Metazoa, Chordata, Amphibia, Anura, Ranidae.
GAAAGCAGACUGAUAUCUGAUGAUCAGAUCACUGCAUCACAUUACAUAGAUUACUGGGAGCCAAAACUUGCCAGAUUGAACAAUGCAGGUUCAUACAAUGCUUGGAGUGUACACAUGAAUACAUCUUCAUUGCCAUGGAUACAGAUGGAUUUACAAAAAAUAUAUUUAAUCUCUGGAAUAAAAACUCAAGGUGCUAGUAGAUAUUUCAGCCAGUAUUACAUUACUGAGUUCUUUGUGGUGUACAGCAAAGACAAGAAAAAGUGGGCAGCUUUCAAAGGAAAUAGCUCUACAUUGCAUAAGAUUUUUAAAGGGAAUGCUGACUCCACAAGUAUAAAAGAAAAUCAGUUUGACCCUCCAAUUGCAGCACGAUACAUAAGAGUUUAUCCCACAAAGUACUACAAUAAACCAGCUCUUCGCAUGGAAUUGCUUGGGUGUGAAGUAAAUGGAUGUUCAGCUCCCUAGGCAUGGAGAAUUUAAGUAUCAAAGAUGAACAAAUAACAGCUUCCUCAUACAAAUCUUAUUGGUACUCAUCACCAUGGGUACCAUAUCUGGCACGCCUUAAUAAAGUUGGAUCUGUUAAUGCUUGGCAAGCAAAGGUAUGUUAAAAUUAUUAUUCAACCAAAUU